Molecule: messenger RNA, 2002 nt
Organism: Anoplopoma fimbria (sablefish)
Lineage: Eukaryota; Metazoa; Chordata; Actinopteri; Perciformes; Anoplopomatidae
Product: apelin receptor B-like
Exons: 1
Coding region: 73-1149 (358 amino acids)
Biological process (GO): immune response; G protein-coupled receptor signaling pathway
Cellular component (GO): membrane
Molecular function (GO): G protein-coupled receptor activity
Source: RefSeq, a predicted model, not a curated record
GCUGAUAGCUAUUGUGGAUAUAUCUGCACUAAACAGAUUGUUCCUUUGCUUAAAAUAGGAUUAUAAAAGAAAAUGGAGAUGGAGCAAACUGAUGCUCCUUAUGACUACUACGAAUACGAUGAAGCAGAAAACUCCACCAUGUGUGACUAUUCUGAGUGGACACCGUCGUACUCCGUCAUCCCCGUCCUCUACAUGCUUAUUUUCAUCCUUGGCCUCUCAGGAAACGGGGUGGUGAUCUUCACCGUGUGGAGGGCUCAGGGUAAGCAGCGAGCUGCCGACGUCUACAUCGGCAACCUGGCCCUGGCCGACCUCACAUUCGUGGUCACUCUGCCUCUGUGGGCCGUUUACACCGCCAUGGGCUACCACUGGCCCUUCGGAGUGGCCCUGUGCAAGAUCAGCAGCUACGUGGUCCUGCUCAACAUGUACGCCAGCGUCUUCUGCCUCACCUGCAUGAGCUUCGACCGCUACCUGGCCAUCGUCCACUCCUUGUCCAGCACCCAGCUGCGCACCCGUGGCCACACGCAAACCUGCCUGACAGCCAUCUGGCUGCUGUCUGGCCUCCUGGCAGCCCCGACUCUGGUCUUUCGCACCACCAUAGAUGAUCCAGCCAACAACCGCACCUCCUGUGCCAUGGACUUCAGCCUGGUGAUGACGAGGAAAGAUCAGGAGAACCUGUGGAUCGCCGGUCUCAGCAUCUCCUCCUCAGCUCUGGGCUUCCUUCUGCCUUUCUUGGCGAUGAUGGUGUGUUACGGCUUCAUCGGCUGCACCGUCACCCGCCACUUCAACACCCUGCGCAAAGAGGACCAACGUAAGAGGAGGCUGCUGAAGAUCAUCACCACGUUGGUGGUGGUGUUUGCCGCCUGCUGGAUGCCCUUCCACAUCGUGAAGAGCGCUGACGCCCUCUCCUACCUGGAGUUGUUUCCUGCCACCUGCGCUUUCCUGCGCUUCCUGCUGCUGGCUCACCCCUACGCCACAUGCCUGGCCUACGUCAACAGCUGCCUCAACCCCUUUCUCUACGCCUUCUUCGACCUGCGCUUCAGAUCCCAGUGUCUGUGCUUGCUCAACCUGAAGAAGUCCCUGCAUGCGAGUCCCGCCAGCUCCCUGUCCUCUCAGAAGACAGAGGCUCAGUCUCUGGCCACAAAGGUGUGACGACAGCUGAGGGCCCAGAUGCAUGCUGGGGAAGAGGUGAACAAUGCAGAAUAAUGCAGGUAAAUCAAAACUAUACAGCGCUGUGUGCUCGCUCACAGAUCGGGUCCUUGGUCCCUUUCAGCGUGUCACCUUUGCUCCUCUCUGACUCUGUGGACUGCUGUGGCUGUUUGCCUGAAGCCGACAGUCAGGCUUGUGGUUUCGGGGUCUGACCACACUCAAACUCCGGAGCAGGGGUGCAAAACUGAACUAUAUACUACGAGGGACCAAGCAUAAGCCAGACUUUUUGAAAAAGUGGAAUGUAUUUUUAAAAGGAACACAUGCUCCUGUGGUUCUCCUGUGGACUUUUAUGCAAAAUACUGAGCUUUUGAAUGUCAAGUCACACAUUUGCCCCUGCUGUUCUUGAUUUCAUUUGUAAGCACUUGAGGUGUGACAUAUACCAGACUACCCCACUCUCGGUCCAAACUGUAGUAUCUGCGUCACAGCCAGCAGUGUUACAUGUGUGUUUAUGUGUAGAAAUGGGUGUGCCGGUCCGUAAGAGGUGUCGGAGUCUGAUAAGAGUGUAAGGAGAGAUGGAGAUAGUGGGAGAGAGGGGAUGGGGGGAGGGGGGAUCCCAGACAGACAGACAGAUGGCAGCUGACAAAUGUUUCCAGGCUGGCGGUGGAGGGCCCAAUUAAAAGGUGACUGCAUUGACAGUCUGCAGUUGUGUGAGUGUGUGUGUAUGUGAAGGAAUGAGUUUGUUUAUUGAGCGUCAGAACGGCAAUAAAUUUGUUCAUGACAAAUAAGCAUUUUUUGUGAAUACACAUCAUUUUGAAUUGAUUGUCUAUGAUUUGUAAUAAAAAAAAGUGCUUUGAAA